CGGCUGUUUCCUUCCUUUAGAGUUUAGGGGCUCCUGUCUGGGAGGCCCGGACUUUGCUGCGGGCUCAGCGUUGAGGCUCGCCGGGUAGGCGCGAAGGCGGCAGCUGUAGCCCCCAUUCCAGCACCCAGGUCUGUGAGGAGCAGACACAGUGGAGUCCUGCCCACCCCCACCCGCGGCCUCGAAGUUGGGGCGUAUAGGGACGUUUUAAAAAAGCAGCAGCAGCGCAGAGAGAGUCCAUGUUUGCCUCGGUGACAGUUCCCUGGCGCGAUUUCCCCUCCGCCCAGGCCCGCUUCUUCCUUCUGCGCGGCGACCCAGCCACCUUAACCCCAGAGCCGCCCCGCUGGCGCGCGAGGCGGAGCCGCAGGGGUUAAGUGUGGGCGCGCCGCAGGGGUGGGGACUCCGCGGCCGGACUUCCGCGCGGCCGGCGGGCGCGGGGACGGGGUUUGCGGACAGCGCUCUCCCGCCGCGAGGGCGAGGGGCCCGGCGCCGGGGGCCGCUCAGAGGGAGAGGAAGACGAAAAGCCCCGGGCUGGCCGCGGCGCCGCCCGCCCGCCUCCCAGGAUGAAAAGAAAUGCUGAGAAAUAAAUAAGGCUUUUCUCUUCUGACUUGGAUAUUUAUAAUGGGUAUCGGGAAGUCUAAAACAGAUCCCUGCCCUCUUUCUCUCUCGUGGGGUAAAAGCCACAGUAUGGAUACAAGUCAAAGACAUCAUGAGUCAGAUUCCAAGAAAUCUGAAGAAAUCUCCCUGCGUGGUGCUGCUGAGCAUAGAAAUGCAACAGAGAUGCCAACAGGAAAGCAGGAGAAAGCUGAAGGAGUGGAAGAAAUGCCUGAAGAGGAAGCAGAAGAAGAAGUGUUCCUCAAAUUUGUGAUAUUACAUGCAGAAGAUGACACGGACGAAGCCCUCCGAGUCCAGAGUCUGCUAGAAAAUGACUUCGGCAUCAAACCUGGAAUAAUCUUUGCUGAGAUGCCAUGUGGCAGACAGCAUUUACAGAAUCUAGAUGAUGCUGUAAAUGGGUCUGCAUGGACAAUCUUAUUAUUGACUGAAAACUUUUUAAGAGAUACCUGGUGUAAGUUCCAGUUCUAUACGUCCCUAAUGAACUCUGUUAACAGACAGCACAAAUACAACUCUGUUAUACCCAUGCGGCCCCUGAACAAUCCCCUGCCUCGAGAAAGGACUCCCUUUGCUCUGCGAACCAUCAAUGCCCUAGAGGAGGACAGUCGUGGCUUUCCUACACAAGUAGAAAGAAUUUUUCAGGAGUCCGUGUAUAAGAUACAACAAACUAUAUGGAAAGAAACAAGAAAUAUGGCACAAAGGCAAUUUACUGCCUGAGAUGGAGUACUCAACACAUGGCUGGCUCUUGUUUUAUAAAACAAAUACUUGAUCUUCAUUUAAGAAAGCAAUUUCUAGGAAAAGUAUAAAUAAAAGAGAACCUUACUCUUAUAGAAACCUAUGGAGCACAAGAAAGAUAAAUUUCUGCAGGACAAUCUAUAAAAUUAUGGUACUUUCUGAUGUUUUGAUAAACUCGAGAUUGGCAGAGUUUGAUGAACCUUCCUCUCACAGUUUUCCUAGUUCAUGAAUAUGACAAAGGAUAUUCUCAAUUCAUAGUCCUUGUAGUGAACCUUGAACAAAAACAUUUGUGAUAGACAUUUUAAAAAUACGAGAACACUUUCAUUCUCUGAAUUUUGUUCUCAAAGCACACGCAGAAGAAAAUGGCCCCAAGAGAUCUGACCACCCUCCCUCUUGAAGCACCUCUCGUGAAUGUUGCAAUAAAGCAGUCCUGGUAUUGUCACCCAGAAAUAUGGAUAGCCAGAAUAGAACAUUUAGAAUGUUGAGUGCUGAUAAAUAUGAAAUUAGAAAUAGAUAUGAGAUUGAUGAGGCUUUUUAAAAGAAUCCAGUCAAUUGUGUUUUCCUCUCUGCUGGAGUUUGCAUAUUUAGAGGCAAUUCCCACCACUGAUUAGCAGCCCUUUUGAUGGUGUGAUGUUACGGACUCCAUGGAGUGGUGCUGAGAUGUCCCCUGGAGCCUAAAGCUCUCCGAGUUAGUCGUCGUCUGUAACCAGGGCUUUAUUUGCAGAGCUUCUGAGAGGAUUAUGUGUCCUUGGCCAGAUGUUCUCCUUUAAAAUGAAUAACUUCUUUUAUGGCAGCCUUUAAAAAUUCCUCUCAUACACAGUGCUCUGUCCAGGAAGUAUUUCUCUGCUAAGCCAUCAGAGUAGCCUGACUGUGUGUGUGUGUGUUUUGUAGAUUAUUUUUAGACUUGGGGUAGAAGAUGUGUUUUAUGACCUUCUCUUCUAGUAUCCCACAGUCACAGCAAGCCAGUGAAGCCUCAAAUAGACCUCUUCCUUUCCCUCACAGCCCUUCUGCUGCAGCUGAAAUGAGGGAGAACUAUCAGUACAGACCCAGGAUGGGGUAGAGUGUGAAUCACAUCAUGUUGUAAUGAGAAGAGCACCUGAUGGGGGGUCAGGAGACCUGGUUCUAGUUCAAUCUCUGCCACUGAGGAUGAAUAUGACCGUGGGCAAGCUACUCACCCUCCUUUAUCUGUGAGAUGAAAGGAUUGGAUUGAUGGAUCUCUAAAGGCCUUUGUCCUCUCCCAGAAUGUGAACAACUAGGAACCAGAAAAGUGAACAAGCAAAAAAAUAGAAUUUUACAAUGUGAUGUAUAGUCCAAUAGUUGCAGGACGCUUUAUAUAUGCUUAUAAUGAAAGGAUAUUCUUACAUGUUUACAGCAUAAUUGAUGUCCGUUACACUUUUAUAGUCACAAAAAAGAAUUAUAAUAAUUCUUACUCAGAUUCUUUUAGAAUACAUUUUUUAUAGGGACCCUUGAGCAAAGACAUUCUGCCUAAUUUUUCUUUCUCCUUAUCCACACUUCUCUGUAUCCCCAACUAGUACUGAGGUCUGCUCACCUCUUUCUGCAGUCCACCUCUUCAUAGCCAUGAACCAAAAUGUUCCAUGAGGAACAUUCUCCCAUAAUCCUACUCUACCAGUACUUAUAAAAGGAGGAGAUUGUUGUCAUUGCGUUGUGACAUGUUUUUAACCUAAAGUCCCUUUCUAUCAUAGUAGCUUACUAUUCACUUUUUCAGUUUAAAUAAUAGGUAUUCCCUUUUUUUUUUUUUUUUUGCCAUACUGCUUCCUGUAUCUCAAAUUUCAUAUACUAAUAAAACAUUAGCCACCCACCCUUCAUGCCAGCCAAACCUGGAGCAAUUGAUGCUGAAUGGUAUUUUUUAAAUAAAUGUUUUUAUUCUUUA
Messenger RNA from Diceros bicornis minor, 3235 nucleotides. It is a transcript of the gene TICAM2, whose product is annotated as TIR domain containing adaptor molecule 2. Gene Ontology annotation, biological process: lipopolysaccharide-mediated signaling pathway; response to exogenous dsRNA; positive regulation of cytokine production involved in inflammatory response. The coding region runs from base 619 to 1326 and encodes 235 amino acids. Gene Ontology annotation, molecular function: protein kinase binding. The transcript has 2 exons. The record is from RefSeq and is a predicted model, not a curated record. NCBI's taxonomy places the organism in Eukaryota, Metazoa, Chordata, Mammalia, Perissodactyla, Rhinocerotidae.